AUGGAGGAUUCAGGCCCCCGGCCUAUUGCGUUUACGCAUAGGAGCAGCUCAAGCAUCAAUUGCGAAAACAGUGCAGCGAGCAACGGAAACCUCAAUGGGUCCUUGUUUCGGCGAGACUCUAACAUCAGCAAUGCUAGCUUUGUGUCCGAUGUCGAAAUGGCUCACGAGGAGGUGUUUGCGGGACCUAUGUCGGAGAGCGUCCCAUCGAGUGUGACUGGGUUUGCCCACCGGCGAUCGAGGGCAGAUUCAGUAGCAAGUUUUACAUAUUUCCAAGAGGAUGAUGAGUCUCCUGAAUGGUCCGUGGAUCAGGCUGUCAUAGAUGAGGAGGACGAAGACACGGACAUUGGCAAGCAGCCUGGAGAAGACGUAGAGUACGAUUUGGAGUCAGGCACCAUAUCGUCCCAGAGACGCAAAUCUUCGGGUUUCUCCAAAAGUACUGCCGAAGAGCCUCUUCUUCACCGUAACGACUCUACCAAGACUGACGCGAGCGGCUUCGGACGGGGAGCAAGGUCAAGCCAGAAGAUUUAUGUUGUGUCCGAGGAUUUGACCAUCGUUGUCGCUGGGUUUAUCACAAAGCCGUUGGGCUUGAUACUUUACCUGACCUUUUGCGCUUUCUCUUUGGGCUUGGGAUACUUGAUUCUUCGCUGGCUUCCUCGUUGGCGAGUCCGUCUGACAGGAUCUCCAAAACCGUUACGCGAGUGCAACUGGGUUGUCGUUGAGAACCAAUGGGGCGAGUUUAUGGUACAAGACAUUGUCACAAUCCAAUACGGCCACGUCACUUCGACUGUCUUUGGCUUGAGGGAAAAGAAAAGCUUUCCUCUCGAUUACGAUGAGGAUGAUGACCCUAUAAUGACACAUCUGCGGUUUUUAGACUAUCGUUACAUCAGCUUCUGUUUUCACCCGUUGAAAGACAACUUUGUGCUGUGUAGCGAUUGGAAAGAUCCUGACUGGACAGACGUAAAGUUGAUCAGGGCCGGCUUGGACAGUGAUGAGCGCCAUAGGAGGGAACAGGUUUUUGGCAAGAACCAGAUCGACAUCAAACAGAAAUCUAUUCUCCAGCUACUUGUGGAUGAGGCCUUUCACCCUUUCUACAUCUUCCAGGUUGCGAGCCUGAUUCUCUGGUCCCUCGACGAGUAUUAUUACUACGCAGUGUGCAUCUUCUUCAUUUCAGUAGUCAGCAUCACGACAACCUUGAUUGAAACCAGAUCAACCAUGAAACGCCUGCGCGAAAUAUCGCGCUUCGAGUGCGAGGUUAGAGUCUUGCGAAACGGGUUCUGGCGACAAGUGGAAAAUGGCGAGCUUGUGCCAGGAGAUGUAUACGAAGUUUCCGAUCCAUCUUUGACCCAAUUUCCAUGUGAUAGCCUAUUGCUCGCAGGAGACUGUAUCGUCAAUGAGAGCAUGCUUACUGGCGAGUCUGUGCCGGUCUCAAAAGUCCCGGCAACCGAUGGAUCCCUACAACUGUUGAGUAUGAGUUCAAGCACAAUGAAUCCUGAAGUCGCCAAGCAUUUCCUUUUCAGCGGGACGAAGAUCAUCAGAGCGAGGCGGCCUCAAGAAGGACAGGACGAUGAGGCCGUUGCAUUAGCUAUCGCUGUCAGGACCGGCUUCAAUACAACCAAAGGCGCUCUCGUCCGUUCAAUGCUCUUUCCCAAGCCAUCAGGGUUCAAAUUCUACAAGGAUGCCUUCCGGUAUAUAUCCGUCAUGGCUGGUGUUGCUGCGAUUGGCUUCAUUGCCUCCUUUGUAAACUUCGUUAGGCUCAACCUUGCAUGGCGUUUGAUCAUUGUUCGCGCCCUAGACUUGAUCACGAUUGUUGUCCCUCCUGCCCUGCCCGCUACCUUAUCCAUUGGAACCAAUUUCGCUCUGUCCCGAUUGAAAAAGAAGCAAAUCUUUUGCAUAAGUCCCCAAAGGGUCAACGUAGGCGGAAAGCUCGACGUCAUCUGUUUUGACAAGACUGGAACCCUGACCGAAGACGGCCUUGAUGUCUUAGGGGUAAGAGUUGUCCAUCGGCCAGCGAUGAGAUUCAGUGGCGUACUUGGUGAUUCCUCAACCCUCCUGCCUGGUGCUGCUUAUCAACGAGAUCCCACGGUUAAUUAUCAGAUCCAUAAAGCCGCUCUGUAUACAAUGGCUACUUGCCACUCCUUGCGUGUUGUGGACGAUGAGCUACUAGGAGAUCCUCUCGAUGUCAAGAUGUUCGAGUUCACUGGCUGGUCUUUCGAAGAAUUCGCACAGAAGGCAAAUGUCAUUGACCAAGAAGAUGGCCAAAACAGCCCUUCAUCGAUAGCUAGACCACCCCCUGGUCUGGAGUACGGCAUUGAUGAAAUGCCGCAAUCAGCGACUAAUGCACAGAUCGAGCUAGGGAUUUUGAAGUCCUUCGAAUUUGUGUCACAGUUGCGUCGAGCUAGUGUUGUCGUUGGUCAAUCUGGCUUUCCAGGUGGUGACAUCUACGUAAAAGGAGCACCCGAGUGCAUGACAGACAUCUGUCGACAGGAUAGCUUUCCUGUUGAUUACGACGACCUGCUUAGCUUUUACACUCAUAGGGGCUUUCGGGUCAUCGCCUGCGCAACCAAGCAUAUCGAAGCGCUGAAUUGGACAAAGGUGGAGACGAUGAGGCGCCAGGAUGCUGAGUCUGACCUCGAUUUCCUUGGCUUCAUUAUUUUUGAAAACAAGUUGAAACCUUCCACUACAGGAGUAAUCGAUGAACUCAAUGAUGCCGACAUUCGAAAAGUCAUGUGUACAGGAGACAACAUACUCACAGCGAUCAGUGUGGCCAGAGAGUGUAAUUUGGUUGAUCGUACAGCUCAUUGCUUCAUUCCACAUUUCGUGGAUGGCGACUACCGAGACCCUAAAGCUCUUUUGAAAUGGCAGAGCAUUGACAACUCGCUCUUUGAAUUGGACGAUAAUACACUCAUGCCUUUGCCACCACCCGCAGAAGCCGACGCCUCAUUACCAUAUGACAUUUCCAACCUUCGAAACUACUCACUCGCUGUGAGUGGAGAUGUCUUUAGAUGGAUUAUUGAGUUUGGUAGCGAAGACGUACUGAAGAGGAUGCUUGCCCGUGGUCAAGUCUUCGCACGAAUGUCGCCAGAUGAAAAGCACGAAUUGGUGGAGAAGCUGCAGAGUUUAGACUAUUGUUGCGGUUUCUGCGGUGAUGGGGCGAACGACUGCGGAGCUCUAAAGGCCGCGGAUGUCGGCAUAUCUCUCUCUGAGGCGGAAGCCUCUGUAGCAGCGCCAUUCACAAGCCGGGUCUUCGAUAUAUCUUGCGUCCCUGAGGUCAUCCGUGAAGGACGUGCAGCUCUUGUGACGAGCUUUUGCUGUUUCAAGUAUAUGAGCCUCUACUCCGCGAUCCAGUUCACAUCGGUCAGCUUCCUCUAUGCGUCUGCCUCAAACUUAGGGGAUUUCCAGUUCUUGUUCAUAGAUAUUCUCUUGGUGCUGCCAGUCGCAAUCUUUAUGGGAUGGACUGGUGCCUAUCCAACGCUGUGUAGCAAGCGACCAACUGCGAGCCUUGUGUCUCGAAAAGUCCUCACCCCGUUGUUGGGUCAAGUCCUGCUGUGCAUAAUUAUCCAGUUGGUUGGCUUCGAAUUCGUACAACGGCAGACAUGGUUCAUUCCUCCACAGCUGGACACCCAAAAGUCCAAUAUAAAGAAUUCGGAAAACACGACUCUCUUCUUGAUAUCCUGUUUCCAGUACAUAUUCUCCGGGAUUGUGCUCAGUGUUGGCCCGCCGUUCAGGCAAUCAAUGCGAAACAAUCUGCCCUUCGUGGUGACCAUUGUCGCGACUUCCCUGUUUUCUGCUUACAUGCUGUUCGACCCCGGAGCCUGGCUUGCCAACCUUAUGCAAUUGACAGACAUGUCUGUUGAUUUCAAGGUCUUCGUGCUCGUCUUAGCACUAGGCGGUCUGGCAUGCGCAUGGAUAGCUGAGAGGCGAGUGUUCCUAUGGUUGGCACGGCUCCUUGGGGAGCUGCAUGAUACGCUAUGGCCUCAUCGCCGCAAGAAGCAAAAGGAAUACAAACGUCUUUUGCAAGAGAUGCGGAUGACACUAAUAUGGUGUGAGCUCAAAAAUAACGAUUCGAGCAAUAUGAAUCACGACUGGGUUCUAGACGGAGGCUGGCUGCCCCAAGCAGUCAUUCGAUAUGGAAUUCGACGACAGCUACGAGACCGCAUUCAUGCUAUCCAGACAACAUCGCUUGACGAAGCAUAUCAGGCGAAGAUGAAAUACGUGAAGGCGCUACGAACACGACCAAUGGCAAUUGAAACUGCCACCGCUAAUUCUCAGCAUUACGAGGUCGGUACAGGGGUUUUGAGGGCCUGCCUGGGGCCGCGAAUGAAGUAUAGCUGCUGUCUCUACCCCACUGGGAAAGAGACACUAGGACACGCCGAGGUGGAGAUGCUGGAGACGUAUAUAGAAAAAGCGGAACUGGCCGAUGGGAUGAAAGUCUUAGAUUUGGGUUGUGGUUGGGGAUCUGGAGCACUCUUCUUCGCCGAGAUAUUCCCAAACGCCAGGAUCACAGCAUUUUCCAAUUCAAGGACCCAGAAAGCAUACAUUGACGAUCAGGCCGAGUCAAAAGGACUUUCAAACAUCAAGGUACUCACUGGAGAUGUCGUGGAUUACGAAUUCGAUGAAGAUGCUUUUGACCGUGUGAUAUCUAUUGAGCUGUUCGAACAUAUGAAGAAUUAUCAGCUUCUAAUGGCGAAGGUAUCGCGCGCCUUGAGGCCAGGUGGGAAGCUUUUCAUUCACAUAUUCGCUCAUAAAACAACACCCUACGAUUUCGAAGAAGGGUGGAUGAGCACGCACUUUUUUACUGGGGGCACAAUGCCCAGUGCGGACCUGCUACACUACUUUCAAGGGGACCUUAAAUUGCAGGAGCAAUGGUGGGUGAGCGGGAAGCAUUAUGCUAGGACCUGCGAGGAUUGGCUGUCAAAAAUGAACGACAGCAAGCAAGAGAUCUGGCCUCACCUGGAAGAUACAUAUGGGAAGAACAGUGCUGCUAUGUGGUUUUACAGAUGGCAGAUCUUUUAUAUGGCCUGCGCUGAGCUCUUUGCGUAUGAGGGUGGGGAUACUUGGGGGGUAUCACAUUAUCUGUUUGAAAAGCCAUAG
Molecule: messenger RNA, 5091 nt
Organism: Letharia lupina
Lineage: Eukaryota; Fungi; Ascomycota; Lecanoromycetes; Lecanorales; Parmeliaceae
Exons: 26
Coding region: 1-5091 (1696 amino acids)
Biological process (GO): intracellular calcium ion homeostasis
Cellular component (GO): membrane
Molecular function (GO): ATP binding; ATP hydrolysis activity; ATPase-coupled monoatomic cation transmembrane transporter activity
Source: RefSeq, a predicted model, not a curated record